Messenger RNA from Dentiscutata erythropus, 642 nucleotides. The record is from the annotation of a GenBank genome assembly. NCBI's taxonomy places the organism in Eukaryota, Fungi, Glomeromycota, Glomeromycetes, Diversisporales, Gigasporaceae.
AUGCCUAAUACUUUGCCUAAUACUUCUCAAAAGUCAGAGCUUUCACUUCGAGAAAAUAUGUUAAAUAACAUUAUAAGAAUCGAAUUAUUAACAAAUGACUCUUUUACGUUAAUUAUAAAUGACAUAGAUACAAAAUUCUCUGCCAACGAUGAGUUUUUAGCCGAUGUUAAUGAUUUAUCGCCAAUAGAUUUAUCUAAUAAUAUCUAUAUUAUGAACCUUUUUUACAGAAUAGUAAAAAGAAAUAUAUUAAGAAAUACAUUUUUAUCAAGCAUAGGGAUUUCAUCUUAUGAACCUUACAAUUAUAUAUAUUCCCAUUUAUCUUUAAAUCCAAAUUUCUUUACCAAUAAUCAAACAACUAUUUUAAUUAGUCUUUUGUCUGAUUAUAUUGAAGUAGAAACUGAACAAAGGAGUCGAUCGAUCAUAGAUAUUCUUGGAACAAUUGUAGCUAUUUAUGACAAAGAAUUGAACAAAAAUGUGCCAUAUGGCUUUUUUAAACGACUUACUUGGUUUGGAGGACCAUCUGACAAGCCUAUAAUCAAAAGGUUUACAGAACCUUUAGAAAAGUCAUUGAUUGAAAGAAUCGAAGAAUUAGAAUCUAUAAUAAUCAAAAAAAAUUAUUUAGUUGAAAAUGUUGAAAAUUAA